CGAGUCGCUGGUCCAUGUGUUGUGGUAGCUGAUAUCAACGUUAGAAACCUAUGUUUAGAUCAAAAUGAGUUCUCAAAAGGGCAACGCAUCGCGCUCGCGAGGACAAAAGCACCAAAACACGACUGCUUACAAGAACGACAAAUAUGGAGCAAGUGUUCAAGUAAAGAUAGCAAACUCGAAGGUCCACGACGGGUUAUGUCAACGCUGCAAGGAAGUUAUUGAGUGGAAAGUCAAAUACAACAAAUACAAAUCCCUUUCCCAACCUCGAACAUGUGUGAAAUGUUCUCAGAAGACGGUGAAGGAUGCAUAUCACGUCAUUUGUAAAAUCUGUGCCCUGAAGCUGGAGCUUUGUGCCAAGUGUGGGAAGAAAGAGGACAUCGUAAUUCCGGUUAACACACAGAAGCAGGGAGAUGAAGAUGAGGAAUACACCAAUCAAAAGAUGACCGGACGUAGUCGAAGGAAGGACUUCAAUGAGCUUGAUGAUGACUUUGGUGACUUGGGCAGUGAUGAUGAUGACUUUGCCAGUGACUCAGGUCCUGAGAAGGCAGGAAGCAGCAAGGCCCUUGUCCCUAAUGUGGCACAUGUUAGUUUCAAAGACUGCUAAACCAGGAUGACCCUAAAUGUACCUCCUAUCCAUUUGAUUAAUAUACUUAUCCUCUCAUUAUACAUACUUUUGCUAAGAAGACUCAUAACUGUAGAUUUAUUCACUCUAAAAUACAAUAGCCUACUUGUGUUGGGACGUUAAAUGGACAACCCCCACUUUCAAUUAACUGUUUUGUAGUAAAUCCCAUGAGACAGCAAUUUUUGUCAUACUUUGAUGGGUUUAAGGAAGCAUUAUUUUGUUUGUGAAGGAAUAUUCACAAGCACUACUGGAUUGAAGUCAUUAUAGUGCCCCAGCAGCUGUUUUUGAACUUUUCCAGAUACGUGUAUGUACACAUAUGUCAAAAGAUACAUUUUGAGAACAUAGUGAUUCUUUUUAUUUAUUCUGACAAUGUAUUUUGAGUAAUAUGCAUUAUUUCAGCUGAAUGCUUUCCUCUGUAGGCCAUAGUGGAACAUCUUCUCUCAGAUUUCUCCCUUUUUAGAGCUACAAGUGGACCAUAAUCUUUAUGGUGAGUCGCACUAACUUGUUACCAUACUAUUAACAUAAUUAAUUGAUGAUCUCAGUGGGUUUUAUUUAGUGCCUUUGGUAAUGACCACAUGCCAGUUGUGUUCUGCUUAUUCAAACACAUGACCUUAGUGCUCCUCCUGAUUAAUAGUGCUUUAUAUAUGUCCCAAUAGGCCAAGUAAAUGAGCUAACAUCUUCAAAUGAAAUAAACCAGAAGACAAUUGUAUUAAGCAACUUCUAUGUCAUAAUCCAAACAAUUUCAAACAUCGGCUGCUUCAGCACUAAACCACAGAUGUUGCAGUUGAUAGAAAGACACAGAUCAUCUCACGCAGAAAGGAAAUAUGAUUGAUACACUUGUCUUAAUCUCCGGUUGGCAUUCCAUGCGAGUUUGGCCCAAAGUUUAUUAUGUUUAGGAUCUUCCUGAAAUUAAAAUAGAAAAGGGUAUAUUUUUUAUUUAAUUUAACUAGGCAAGUCAGUUAAGAGCAAAUUCUUAUUUACAAUGACGGCCUACCCCGGUCAAACCCUAACCCGGACAACG
Messenger RNA from Salvelinus namaycush (lake trout), 1643 nucleotides. It is a transcript of the gene c18h9orf85, whose product is annotated as chromosome 18 C9orf85 homolog. The record is from RefSeq and is a predicted model, not a curated record. The transcript is spliced from 4 exons. Bases 65 to 604 code for a protein of 179 amino acids. Lineage: Eukaryota; Metazoa; Chordata; Actinopteri; Salmoniformes; Salmonidae.